Molecule: messenger RNA, 3193 nt
Organism: Striga asiatica
Lineage: Eukaryota; Viridiplantae; Streptophyta; Magnoliopsida; Lamiales; Orobanchaceae
Source: the annotation of a GenBank genome assembly
UUACCGAGUAGUAAGUUUGGCAAAACCUGUGUGCCGCCACCUCCACAAAAACCCCAAACUAAAACCUGCGUCACACACAGCACACAAAAAUGUUUCCACAGCCACCGUUCUCGCCGGUGUCGCCGAUUCAACUAACGGUGGCGGCGUUGUUCGGCGCCUCCGUAAUGGCUAUCUCCGCAUUCUACAUCCACAAACGCAGCGUCGAUCAAGUCCUCGAUCGCCUCCUCAACCUCCGCCGCCGCCGCUGCCACUCACUGUCCGAAGAUGAAGAACUUGAUAUCUCGGAUUGUAUUGAAAAUGCGCAAACUGAUAAUAACGUGAAUAUAUGGAGAAGCAAGACUAGAUUUUUGAACGACCCAAUUGAUCAUGAUAAUGAGGAUCGUUACGGCGAUGAGGCGAGAAAUUAUCGAGUUUCGUCUUCCGUGCCGAGUGUGACUGUUCGGAGGACUGAGUGGCUCGGUGAGGAGGCUGGUAUUUCUGUGCGUUUGGAUAAAGAUGAAUUGAUUCCUUCUGAUUUACCUCAAAUACGGACUGAUCAGAGGGACGGGGAGGAGCAUUACAUCAUUCACUCUGGUAACACUAUGCGUGUAGGAUCAGUUGGUAGGCUUGUGACUCCUAGAUCAUCAGGUGGUUAUGCAUUUGAGAGCACAGGAGAUUCUGAUGAUGAAGGAACUGAACUUUCAGCCAGAGAGAAUCAUGUAUUGUCGUAUCAAAAUGACAUAAAUCUAACAAUUCAAAGUGAAGCCCCGAUACCAGCUGAAAACGGGGUCUGCAUUGACUCUCAAGAAUCCAAAUCAUUAGAGAGUGAAGUAAAAUCUAGUGAUGGUCAUGCUGACAGUAGAGCAAAUACAGCUUCAACACAUAUUGUGGCAAAUGAUCCUAUAAUCAGAAACAAUAUUUUUCCACCAAUAACUACACUUAAUGGUUCUGUUUCUGCUGCUCUUCAAAGUGUGAAAUCAGACUCAGUGAGUGCUGAAGAACAAGAAGUCUUGAAGAUGAUACAUGAAUGUCUAGAAUUGAGGGAAAAAUACGUUUUUAGGGAAAAUGUUGCUCCAUGGACAUCAGAAGUAUCUGGUUCAGUUGAGAUUAAGGAUGAUCCAUUUCAUUUUGUGCCUGUUGAAGCAUCUUCCCAUUUUUUCAGAAUGGAAGAAGGCGUAGUACAUGUUUAUGCGAGUGAAAAGGAUACUGAAGAACUUUUUCCGGUUGCAAGUUCCACAAUGUUUUUCACUGAUAUGCAUUAUAUACUGAAAGUGAUGUCCAUUGGAAAUGCUCGCACUUUAUGUCACCACCGAUUACGAUUUCUUGAAGAAAAAUUCCGCCUCCAUUUGUUGGUAAACGCAGAUAGGGAGUUUGUAGCUCAGAAAAGUGCACCUCAUCGAGAUUUCUAUAAUAUCAGAAAAGUUGACACUCAUGUACACCAUUCUGCUUGUAUGAACCAAAAGCAUCUUCUCCGUUUCAUCAAGUCAAAGUUAAGAAAAGAACCAGAUGAGGUUGUGAUCUACCGUGAUGGACAGUAUCUUACCCUGAAAGAAGUCUUUGACAGCUUGGACUUGACAGGAUAUGAUCUAAAUGUAGAUCUCUUGGAUGUGCAUGCCGAUAAGAGUACCUUCCAUCGAUUUGACAAAUUCAAUCUCAAGUAUAAUCCAUGUGGACAGAGUAGACUUAGAGAGAUCUUUCUGAAGCAGGAUAAUCUCAUUCAAGUUUAUAACUGGAAAGUUAUUCCUUCUGGUCUGUUUACAUCUGUGGGGAUUUUAAAUCUGUUCAAGAAGUAUGUUGAAGGGCGUUUUCUGGCUGAAGUUACAAAGCAGGUUCUAUCUGAUCUUGAAGCAAGUAAAUACCAGCUGGCUGAGUACCGAAUUUCGGUUUAUGGAAGGAAGCAAAGUGAAUGGGAUCAGCUGGCUAGUUGGUUUGUGAACAACAGGAUUUAUAGUGAAAAUGCUGUUUGGUUAAUUCAGUUGCCAAAAUUAUACAAUGUUUACAGGAGUAUGGGAACAGUUACUUCCUUCCAGAGUAUACUAGACAACAUCUUCAUUCCACUUUUUGAGGUCACAGUGGAUCCAAAUUCCCAUCCUCACUUACAUGUUUUCUUAUUGCAGGUUGUAGGUUUCGACAUAGUCGAUGAUGAAAGUAAACCUGAAAGGAGACCGACAAAGCACAUGCCAACUCCAUCAGAGUGGACAAACGAGUUCAACCCUGCAUUUUCUUAUUAUGCUUAUUACUGCUAUGCAAACUUAUAUACUCUUAACAAGCUCCGUGAAUCAAAAGGAUUACCUACAAUCAGAUUUCGGCCACACUGUGGGGAGGCUGGCGAUGUUGACCAUUUAGCUGCUGGGUUCCUUCUGUGUCACAAUAUAUCACAUGGAAUAAAUUUGCGGAAAUCACCUGUCUUGCAAUAUCUGUACUAUCUUGCUCAGGUUGGUUUAGCCAUGUCACCACUGAGCAACAACUCCCUCUUCUUGGAUUAUCAUAAGAACCCGUUUCCGAUGUUUUUCCAGCGUGGCUUAAAUGUCUCGCUUUCGACAGAUGAUCCUCUACAAAUCCAUUUAACUAAAGAGCCUCUUGUCGAAGAAUACAGUGUAUGGAAGCUUAGUGCUUGUGACCUUUGUGAGAUAGCUAGAAAUUCCGUAUAUCAAUCAGGUUUCACACAUGCCGCCAAGGCACAUUGGCUAGGAGAUGAAUAUUACAAGAGAGGACCUGGAGGAAAUGAUAUUCACAAGUCUAAUGUGCCAAACAUCCGUAUUUCUUUCAGACAUGAGACAUGGGUUGCUGAGAUGCAAUUUGUGUAUGCCGGAGCCGGAAAAGCCAGACUUCCUCAGGAGGUCGACCAUUAAUCAAACUUUUUUUAUACCAUAGAGACGUAAUUUUUCUGUCUGGGUUAAAUUAUCGCCUCUUAAUCCAGGAAGUGCAUUGAGCAAAUUUGAGUUUUAUAUAUCAGUGAUUGUUGAAGGGCCAUUACACAUUGCCUAAGAUGCAACUUUUUUUAGCUCGUAUUUUUUUUAGUACAGCGGAGGCUAUAUGAUAUGCCUAAGUUUGUUUUCAGCUAGUUUAGUUUUAUAAGCUUUCCUUUGGAAUAUGCUGAAAGGUAUUCAGAGAAUCUUGUAAGAGGGUGUUCUAGACAAUUUAUUGAGGUUGUGAGGUUGAUUUCAAAUUAGCUUCGUGAUUAAUUUGACUAGUUAAGAAAAAUGNUUUUUUU